AUGAGCGACUCGGAAGACGAUGUUGUGAUGAUGACGCCCAGUAAACCAAAGAAAAAACCGGCCGCUCCCCGCAAGAAGAAGACCACAGGAGCAGCGGGUAAAGCCACGGCCAGGAAGACGCAGACCACGAAAGCCAAGGCGCCUGCCAAGAAGAAAAAGAAGAGCGACACGUGGGACAGCGACGCCUCGGAUGACGCGAGCGAGGGCUCUGCUUACGACGUGGACGGCAGCGGAGAUGAAGCCACGCCCGCCGCCAACGCAGAGGAGGGCAAGGGCACCCCCAAGCAGAGUAUCGAGCAGAUUUACCAGAAGAAGACCCAACUGGAGCACAUUCUGCUGCGUCCUGACACGUACGUAGGCUCCAUCGAGCACGUGGAGCAGAGCAUGUGGGUGUUUGACGACGAGAAGCAGCGGAUGGUCCUGAAGAAGAUCAACUACGUGCCUGGACUGUACAAGAUCUUUGACGAGAUCAUCGUCAACGCGUGCGACAACAAGCAGCGCGACAAGUCGAUGAACACACUGAAGGUGACAAUCGACGUGGAGAAGAACGAGAUCUCGGUGUGGAACAAUGGCAAAGGCAUCCCCAUUGUGCUGCAUAAGGAGCACAAGGUCUACGUCCCGGAGCUGAUCUUCGGCCACUUACUCACGGGCAGCAACUUUGACGACAAGAAGAAGAAAACCACCGGUGGACGCAACGGCUACGGCGCCAAACUCGCCAAUAUUUUCUCCAACGAGUUCGUCGUCGAGACUGCAGACUCGAGCACAAAGCAGAAGUACAAGCAGGUGUUCGAGAGCAACAUGAGCAAGAAGAACCCGCCGUCCAUCACCAAGUGGGCGCAGAAGGACUUUACGUGCAUCUCGUUCAAGCCUGACCUGGAGCGCUUCAAACUCGACUUCCUCAACGACGACAUCGUCUCGCUCUUCAAGAAACGCGUGUACGACGUCGCUGGCGUCUCCGGGAAGGGGAUGAAUGUCUUUCUGAAUGGGGACAAGAUCCCCAUCAAGUCGUUCCCGCAGUAUGUGGCGCUGUACCCUGGACCUCGUGGAUAUGAAGCUGACAAAGACAAGGACGACGAGGACGCGCACCCGGACGAGAACGGGGACGACGACGACGAAGACUACAGCGAGGACAAGGCCAAGAAGGCGAAGGCUGCCAGGGCCAAGCCGUCGAACGUCACCAAGAACGGCGUUAUCUUUGAAAAGCCAGACGAGCGCUGGCAGGUUGGCGUGGGGAUGAGCGAGGAUGGCUUCCAGCAACAUGUCUCGUACAUCGUGGACCAGAUCACGGCCAAACUGGUCAGCGUGCUGAAGAAGAAGAACAAGGGCGAGGCUGUCAAGCCCAACUACAUCAAGAACCACAUGUUCGUCUACGUGAGCGCGCUGAUCGACAACCCCGCCUUCGACUCUCAGACCAAGGAGACGCUGACCACUCGAGCCAACAGCUUUGGGUCAACGUUCAACCUCAGCGACAAAUUCCUCAAGCAACUUGAAAAGAGCGGCCUGGUGGAGAAGAUUCUGUCGUUCGCUGCGUUCAAGCAGACCGCAGAGCUGCGACGCAAGGGUGGCAGCAGCGGCAAGCGGUCGCGUCUCACGGGUAUCCCCAAACUGGACGAUGCCAAUCACGCCGGCACCGCGAAGAGCAAGGACUGCACGCUGAUCCUGACCGAGGGAGAUUCCGCCAAGACGAUCCUCAAGAACGAAGAAAUCCAAAAUGUGGUCAAGAUCCUCGGCCUCAAGUACGGACAGAAGUACGAAUCGACCAAGGGCUUGCGCUACGGGCAUCUGAUGAUCAUGGCCGAUCAGGAUCACGAUGGUAGCCACAUCAAGGGCCUGGUGAUCAAUCUCAUCCACCACUUCUGGCCGUCGCUGCUGGUCGUGGACGGAUUUCUGCAAGAGUUCAUCACUCCGAUCGUUAAGUGCACUAAGGGCCGCACAAAGGAGGUCUUUUACACGAUGCCAGAGUACGAGGCAUGGCGGGAGAGAACCAACCAAGGACGCGGCUGGGUCAUCAAGUACUAUAAGGGUCUCGGUACGAGCACGGCCGCAGAAACGAAAGAGUACUUCUCCGACCUGCAGACCCAUCAGAUUGGGUUCACGUACGACGGAGAUGGAGACGCUGAUGUGAUCGACAUGGCGUUCUCCAAGAAGCGUGUUGAGGACCGCAAGGAUUGGCUUCGAGGCUACGAGCCUGGCACCUAUGUGGACUACGACGUGGACGAGAUGGGCUACACAGAGUUCGUGAACAAGGAGCUCAUCCUUUUCUCCAUGGCAGAUAAUAUCCGCUCAAUCCCUAGCGUCAUGGACGGAUUCAAGCCGUCUCAGCGUAAAGUCUUGUUCUGCUGCUUCAAGCGUAAUCUUCGGGCGGAGCUCAAGGUGGCACAGCUGGCUGGUUACGUGUCCGAGCACUCUGCAUACCACCACGGAGAAGCGAGUCUCCAGGGUUGUAUCGUGAACAUGGCGCAGGACUUCGUCGGUAGCAACAACAUCCACCUUCUGUCCCCGAUCGGUCAGUUCGGUACGCGUCUGAUGGGCGGCAAGGACGCAGCCAGUGCUCGUUACAUUUUCACCAACUUGGAGCAGCUUACUCGACUGAUCUACCAUCCCCUGGACAACGACUGCCUCAAGUAUCUAAGUGAAGACGGACAGUCGAUCGAGCCGGAGUGGUACAUCCCCAUUAUCCCCAUGGUGCUCGUGAACGGCAGCGACGGUAUCGGAACGGGUUGGUCCAGCUCAGUCCCCAACUACAACCCGCUCGACAUCAUCAAGGGUCUGCGUCAGAUGAUCAACGGAGAGGAAAUAGCUCCACUUACCCCGUGGUACCGUGGAUUUACCGGCCAUAUCGUUGAGAAGGCGAACUCGCGCGGAACUGAUACGGGCAACUACAUUGUCCAGGGCCUGUACGAAGUUACGGACGACAGCACGCUCGUGGUCUCGGAGCUCCCAGUGAAGUCCUGGACGCAGACGUACAAGCAGUUUUUGGAGGGACUUCUGGAUGCGGGUACGAUCAAGGACUUUAAGGAAAACCACACCGAUGUCAAGGUGCUGUUCACGAUCACAAUGGAACCAAAGGCGCUGAGUGACGUCACGAAGGCCCCGGGCGGAAUCGUAAAGAAGUUCAAGCUCGAAUCAUCCCUCUCUACCUCCAACAUGCACCUGUUUGACGCUGCCGGACACAUCAAGAAGUACGAAAACCCCAAGGAGAUCAUGGCCGAGUUUUACGGGAUCCGUCUCGAGUACUACGGACGCAGGAAGAAGGCGAUGCUGCAGAAGCUGCAGGACCAGAUCAAGCUCCUGUCGAACAAGGCUCGCUUUGUUCUCGCUGUCGUGGAAGGCAAGCUGGUAGUCAACAACCGCAAGAAGCAGGAGCUGCUGGAAGAGUUGAUGGCGGAAGGCUACGAUCAGAUUGUGUCGAAGACCAAGAAGAAGCCUGACAAUGAGGACUCAAAUGAGUCUGAAGAUGAGGAACCCAACGUGGCAGACGUCAGCAGAGGCUACGACUACUUGCUGUCGAUGAAGAUCUGGAGUUUGACAAAGGAACGCGUCGACAAGCUGCGUGCGGAGCUCCAGGAGCGCGAACACGAGUACAGCGUCUUGGAAGGCAGAACAGUGCAGGAUCUGUGGCUCACAGACUUGGAUGCUCUCGAGAAAAUGCUCGUCGAGACCGAAGCAGAGCGAGAGAGGAUCCUGACGCACACUCCCAAGAAGAAAGGAGGAAGGGGCAAGAAGCCAGCGAAGAAGAGGAAGCGAAAGAACGACAGUGACGCUGACGACGGUGACGACUCGGACUUCGAAGUUGCAGGCUCGAAGGCGGCGCGUAAAAAGCCGAAGACUCAAGUCAAGCGGCCAGUCAAGAAAGAACCUACUGCGAGCAAGACGAACGGCACAGCCAAGACGAACAGCGCGAAGGAGAAGAAGACGAAUGGCGCCAAGUCAAGUAACAUCACGUCGUUCUUCAAGCCCAAGGAGCCACCUGCCGCCAAGGAGGAAAGCGAAGAGGAAGUCGAGGAGCUUUCGCUGGCGGAGCGGCUUGCUCGGAGGUUUAAGGUAUCGCCGCAAAAGGUGACAGCUGUCUCGACCUCUAGCUCUGCAAAGCGCGCAACCAAGCCAGCUGCAACAACUGAUCUGGCGAGCUCUGACGAUGAGAAGCCCAAGGCCAAGGACGACGAGGACGACGUGUUUGCCAUGGAGUCAGAUGAUGCUGCAAAGAAACCAGCGAAGCUCAAGGCCAAGGCGCCUGCACGAAAGGCUGCCCCGAAGAAGGCAGCGCCACCCAAAGAGGCCACGCCUGCUAAGAAGAAGGCUAAGAAAUCGCCUUUGGAGGACGAAAGCGAAGACGAAGCCAGUGAGGACGGCGCUGAUCCUUCUCCAGUGGCGCCUCGUCCGCAGCGUGAACGUCGCACUCAAAAGCGCAUCGUGUACGAAGAAAUCUCAAGCGAUGAGGACAACGGCGAGGACAAGAACGACGAGGAAGAGAGUUUCGCCAUGGAGGACGAUGCCGACGACAGCGAUUUCGAGUAACUUGUGGUAGUAACUGUGCCUGCAGCGGUGCAGGACUGAAAGCGGACGAAAACGAAAACAGUCGACGGACCAGUGCAUAAUCUUGGAACACGAUCGGACAGCUAGGGGGGGGGGGGGCGACGUGGCAACUCGUAAUUCAUUAAUUCAGCGUAUUCUUUAGCAGGUCCA
Phytophthora infestans T30-4 is the source of this 4686-nucleotide messenger RNA. Its product is annotated as DNA topoisomerase 2. Gene Ontology annotation, molecular function: DNA binding; DNA topoisomerase type II (double strand cut, ATP-hydrolyzing) activity; ATP binding. Gene Ontology annotation, biological process: sister chromatid segregation; DNA topological change; resolution of meiotic recombination intermediates. The transcript has 7 exons. Bases 1 to 4518 code for a protein of 1505 amino acids. Gene Ontology annotation, cellular component: nucleus. The record is from RefSeq and is a predicted model, not a curated record. NCBI's taxonomy places the organism in Eukaryota, Oomycota, Peronosporomycetes, Peronosporales, Peronosporaceae.